Messenger RNA from Protobothrops mucrosquamatus (brown spotted pit viper), 1886 nucleotides. RefSeq names its product YES proto-oncogene 1, Src family tyrosine kinase (gene YES1). Bases 28 to 1653 code for a protein of 541 amino acids. Gene Ontology annotation, cellular component: extrinsic component of cytoplasmic side of plasma membrane. Gene Ontology annotation, biological process: cell surface receptor protein tyrosine kinase signaling pathway; protein phosphorylation; innate immune response. The record is from RefSeq and is a predicted model, not a curated record. Gene Ontology annotation, molecular function: signaling receptor binding; ATP binding; non-membrane spanning protein tyrosine kinase activity. Lineage: Eukaryota; Metazoa; Chordata; Lepidosauria; Squamata; Viperidae. The transcript is spliced from 12 exons.
GUUGGCCCGCGGGCAGCAGAAAAUACCAUGGGGUGCAUUAAGAGCAAGGAAGAUAAAAGUCCUACCAUGAAAUAUAGAACUGAGAAUACUCCGGAGACAAUUACCUCCCCUGCCAGCAAUUAUGGAUCUGAUUCAACCCAAGCUAAUCAGUCAGCUGCAGUAAAAGGACCAUCGGUUAAUUUUAAUAGCCAUUCCAUGACUCCUUUUGGUGGGUCAUCUGGUAUGACACCUUUCGGAGGAGCAUCUUCUUCAUUUUCUCCAGUGCCAUGUCCAUAUCCUAGUAGUCUAACAGGGGGUGUUACUGUUUUUGUGGCUUUGUACGAUUAUGAAGCAAGAACUAGAGAUGAUCUUUCAUUCAAGAAAGGGGAACGCUUUCAGAUAAUCAAUAAUACGGAAGGAGAUUGGUGGGAAGCAAGAUCUAUUGCAACAGGAAAGAGUGGCUACAUUCCUAGCAAUUAUGUGGCUCCUGCAGAUUCCAUACAAGCAGAAGAAUGGUAUUUUGGUAAAAUGGGCAGGAAAGAUGCAGAAAGAUUACUUUUAAAUCCUGGGAAUCAGCGUGGUAUCUUUUUAGUCAGAGAGAGUGAAACUACAAAAGGUGCUUAUUCCCUUUCUAUACGUGACUGGGAUGAGAUUAGAGGUGAUAAUGUGAAACACUAUAAAAUUAGAAAACUUGACAAUGGUGGAUAUUAUAUAACAACAAGAGCACAAUUUGAAUCUUUACAAAAGCUGGUCAAACACUAUACAGAUCAUGCUGAUGGCCUGUGUCAUAAAUUAACAACUGUGUGUCCAACUGUGAAACCUCAGACACAGGGUUUAGCAAAGGACGCCUGGGAAAUCCCUAGAGAAUCCUUGCGGCUAGAAGUUAAGUUGGGCCAAGGAUGCUUUGGUGAAGUUUGGAUGGGUACAUGGAACGGAACAACAAAAGUUGCAAUCAAAACUCUAAAACCUGGUACAAUGAUGCCAGAAGCUUUCUUACAAGAAGCUCAGAUCAUGAAGAAAUUAAGGCAUGAUAAACUUGUUCCACUUUAUGCUGUAGUGUCUGAGGAGCCUAUCUACAUUGUCACUGAAUUCAUGGCAAAAGGAAGCUUACUAGAUUUUCUCAAGGAAGGAGACGGGAAAUAUUUAAAGCUUCCCCAACUGGUGGAUAUGGCUGCCCAGAUUGCUGAUGGCAUGGCGUACAUUGAAAGAAUGAAUUACAUUCAUAGAGAUCUUCGAGCAGCUAAUAUUCUUGUAGGGGAUAAUCUGGUGUGCAAAAUUGCUGAUUUUGGAUUAGCAAGAUUAAUAGAAGACAAUGAGUACACUGCUAGACAAGGGGCCAAAUUCCCAAUUAAAUGGACAGCACCUGAGGCUGCACUAUAUGGUCGGUUUACAAUUAAAUCUGAUGUCUGGUCAUUUGGAAUUUUGCUGACAGAGCUUGUAACAAAGGGACGUGUGCCAUACCCAGGAAUGGUCAAUCGGGAAGUUUUAGAACAAGUGGAACGUGGAUAUAGAAUGCCUUGUCCUCAGGGAUGCCCAGAAUCUCUUCAUGAAUUAAUGAAACUCUGUUGGAAGAAAGAUCCCGAUGAAAGGCCAACAUUUGAAUAUAUUCAGUCUUUCUUAGAAGAUUAUUUUACUGCUACGGAACCACAAUACCAGCCUGGAGACAAUUUAUAAAUUGAUGGCUUACAUCCCAUGCACAAAUAUGCCAAAUGUAGAGUACUUUUUUUUAAAAAAAAAUCCUUGCUAAUUGGAAGAACUCAAAAGAAAGCAAAUUGCAAUUUGCAUGCUCUUGUUAGCUGGCAAACUGGAAUUCUGAAAUAUGGUUGCACAAAACCACUUUUUAAAGUGUUAUACCUGUAUAUAAAUGUAUCAAUGACACAUUUUUCUCCCAUAUUAUAUCAGGGUCC